This is a messenger RNA of Ctenopharyngodon idella (grass carp), 5655 nucleotides long. Its product is annotated as obscurin-like. Lineage: Eukaryota; Metazoa; Chordata; Actinopteri; Cypriniformes; Xenocyprididae. The record is from RefSeq and is a predicted model, not a curated record. The coding region runs from base 3173 to 5269 and encodes 698 amino acids. Gene Ontology annotation, biological process: T cell activation; interleukin-15-mediated signaling pathway; positive regulation of ERK1 and ERK2 cascade. Gene Ontology annotation, molecular function: protein tyrosine kinase binding; MHC class II protein binding. The transcript is spliced from 9 exons. Gene Ontology annotation, cellular component: external side of plasma membrane; membrane raft.
AACAUGAGGGUUUGACAUAAGAAGAAGCAAUCAUAUUGUAGAAUGCUUUACCAUGCUCCUAUCCUAUAUAAACUGUUGUAUUCUUCUUGCUGGUGGGAUUCUCUGGUACUCAAACAGGUAUUAAAGUACGCUUAGUAGAGUAUAAAUUCAUAGGUGUCUGGGACACCCGGUUUAAGUUAAGUCAGGCGUUUAGGGGAAAAUCUACCACAAUUUGGCGAGCCAGCUUCAGGAGUCCUCGGAAUCUCUCUCUGAUGGGGACGAGGAUCUUGACUUCAUUCUGCCAGACUGCAGAUCCCUGUUCGACAGAGGGACCAUUCCUGGACGCGCUAAAAUGACUUAAGGUUAAGGUAAGACAGACUCCAUACUUUUCCUUACAAAUGCUUUUAAAUUAAAUAAAAGGAUAAAUUGAAUUUUGGAUUCUGUUAAGAACAUUUUUGAAGAACACUGUGAUCACAUUUAAAUGAUGUUUACUUUUGGCUGUUAAGGGCAGUGAGUGAUUAUGGUUGAUAUAACCAAAGUGUUGAGUAUUUUAGAUGUUGUGAUUGAGUGCUCCCAGCAAGCUGCUAGUAAAACUUUGUUCCUGCAAAGAGCAACCUGUCAUGAUUGCUGGAGUUAGAAGUGCUAAAGAUUCUACGCUCAUAUAAAUCACAGUCGAGGCAGUGAUAGUGUUGGACGACUAAAGACCUGUGCUCAGGGUGAGACAGUAACAUUUUGAGUUAGUGUUGAUGAUCCUGUGUAUAGAUGCUAGAGACCUGACACUCGCCUGCGAAUUUGGGUAGGUAGUGAUAUAGCAGCUUCACCAUGUUCGGGAAGGGGAAAUGCCCUGAGAUGCUGUAGCACUACAACUUGCUCUUUGUUUUAAUCAGACUUUAAUUCUGAUUAAGAAAGAAAUGUUGAACGAGUUGAAUAUGACUGAUAGAUUCAUUUUGAAAUAAAUAAAUGAAUGCUGAAAUUGUUGAGAAUGAGAUUGGGUGACCGAGUUAAAUAGAAAUUAUGAUUUGAACAGGCACAUAACAGACAUCUUACAGUAAUUUUAGUUUCUAGCAAAGAGAAAAGACAAAGAAUUCUUUGCUAAUACAUUACACCAUACUCUAUAUUAAUUAGAGAAGUUUACUGUUUUUUCCUGCAUUUCGCAAAGAAGGAUCUGCUUGCUUUUUCCUGCAAAGAAGAACUAAGCUUAUUAAUAGAUUGAGGAACUGCUGUUGUGUUGACCAGAUGAGACUUCUGGAAUUAAGGGACAUUGAUUAUGGUUCAGAAAAAAUGGAAUUUAAAUAAAGAGCUGUAGGUUUAAUUUGAAUUAUGUGGUUCUCUUGAGUGUUCACAUUUCAGACCAGGCAUGGAACAGCCACCUUGACAAAUGGGAGCAAGUAGACUGAAGUCUGUCGACAAGACAAGACUGCAGAGAGAAGAAGAGGAAAGUGGCUGAUGGGCCUUCAGCUCCCCUCCUGAAAGAGGAGGUUGACACUUUGGAGGGGUCAGCAUGGAGAGGACUGAUACAGUGCAGGAAAAGGUGAAACUUUCACUUGAGGCUUUUCCUAUGGACAAUUUUGCCUUGCGUUAUGAAAUUGUGUGGCAGGAUCGAUCACAAGCCAGACUGUCUGAGAGACAGAGGAACAACAGAGCUCAUCCACCACAACAACAUGCCUUUUAGUGCAUCCCUGGCUGACGAUCCAAUGCAACAGACCAACAAGUUCAACUGACUGAUGAGCCACACAGAACACAGAAGGACUUUCAUUCCCUCCCUUGUGGGCAGGUGCUGCAUCUCAAUGAUCACUACAGAGACCGCUUCAAAUUCUGUUAAUUAUCAUAUUAAUUUGAUUCCUUUUGAUUAAUUCACUGGUCUCACAGCAGUUUUUUGUAUUCUCUGUUAAAUUCUGAAUCUGCUUUCAAUAGGUUCCAGUCCAGCCUACUGUACAUCUUAAUGAAAGAAAAAGAAGUUCAAUUCACAGAAGUGGGAGUUUGACUCACUAAUCAGUUAAAACUGGCUGGAAUUGGCAUAGUGAGGGCUAUUACAUUAACCAACUAGGGGUAAAGACAUAAAUAGAUUAUUGACUAUGGGCACAAGGAAAUAGGGCACAAAGUGUCCAAAGAGAAAAUUAUGGCUAGAAAAGCAACAAUAUUGGUCACUUCAUUUCGUUUAAAGGUAAUUUUCUAGAUUUAAUAAGAAUAAUAACUCUAAGAUUCCAAAUUUUUGAAAUCAGAAAUGCUGUCAUCACCAGGGAUAUGAGAUGGGAAUGUUAUUUGUCCAUGGAUCCAAGAUUGUGUGGAGAUCUCCAAUCUUCUUCUAAGUAGCUCAUGAGUAACAACAAAAAGUUUGAAAAUUGUAAUUGCGCAAUAAAAGACAAAUAGCAUUUGAGAAAUUGAAAUUGGCUCCCUCAACUGCAGGCCUAGGUCUAUAUGAUUAUUCUAAACUAUGUAAUCUAUUUUAUUCAUGGCGACUGACAUUGAACAAUUGAUAAUUAACGUCCUAACAUUUAGACACUGUUGCAAGGGGAAUGCCACAGUGUGUCUACGUUUAGUAGCUUCUGCCGUCGUCAAAGUUGUGUUACCCGUUCAGAUUUGAUGGUAAUCUGGCCAGAGGGGGGUGUGAAAGUGUGUGUGAAGGAUGGUGAGAUGGUGUUUGCUGAGGCACCAAGUCAAAUAAAUCAUUCCAAUCAAAACAGCUGUAUCUAAAAUGUAUUACAUUUAUUAAGUGGGCCCACAGGGCAGAAUAUGCCCAAUAAAAUAAUGGCCAUGGAUGAAUUUGGCUUAAUAUCCUGGCCUGGGUUCAUUUGUGGCAGUGCCACACCUGCGCAGCACCUAACUUCAUUCUAACCUUGUGUGUUACAGUGUGGUAUGAGAACCGCUCUGUUACAGAUAGGAAAGCCCUGCAGCAUGUGAUUAAUUUGGCAGAGAAUAUUAUUGGAUGCAAUCUCCCAGCAAUCAGUGACACAUACAUCAACAGAAGCAGGACUAGGGCUGCCAGCAUCAUGACGGACUCCUCCAACCCUGCCAAUAGACUAUUUGUCCCUUUUUCUUCAGGCAGGAAACUGUGCAGCAUCAGAACUAAAACAACCAGCUGGAUUUAACUCAGUUCAGAUCAGAGGAAGUUCUCAACCAAAGGAGGAGCUGAUGAUGAUUAAAGGAAGAGCUGUAACUAUAUAAUGAAGAGAAAGACUGACAGAAACAGAAAAUGGCUGAUAAGUGUGAUCUGUGUCUGCUGGGACUGAUCAUUCUCUCUUCACUUCUCACAGGUACCAGUGGAGUGAAUGAGACUGAUGUGUUCAUCAGUUCUGGUGAAAAUGUCCGUCUGUCCUGUAAUAAUGCUCUUUCUGACUGCAAAUCAACUACAUGGAUCUACAGCAGACAUUCAGCAGCAGUUGAACUGAUUGAAUUAGGAAUAAAGCAGAAAGACACAGAGAGACACGAGAGACUGAGUCUGGGGUCUGACUGCUCUCUGAACAUCAAGAACGUCACAGAAGAAGAUUAUGGAUCUUACAGCUGCAGACAAUAUGUGAAUGGAGAACAACAAGGAACUGAUGCAGAUGUUGAUCUGCAUGUUCUUCAUGUUUCAGUGUCUCCAUCAUCAUCAUCAUCAUCCUCACAGACUGAGAUCAGUCCAGGUCGCUCUGUGACUCUCUCCUGUCAGUUAUAUUCAGUCUUCAGUAAUGAUUUGGUCCGUUAUGAGGGACUUCAGCUGUUGUGGGUGAAUCAGACUGGUGUUAAUCUGAUGACAGACUCCAGAUAUCAGAUAUUAUUCUCAUCAGAUCACUGUAUCAUCAAUCUGACUACAACACUCCUGAAUGAAGAUGACAACAGAGAGUGGAGAUGUCAGCUUACUCUCAGAAAUCAACUCCAGACCUCAGUCAGAUACACUGUCAAGUAUUCAGAUGAUUCAACGACAGGAGUAAUUCCAGUCCACAUCACAAACUCUCAGGAUCCCUCAAUUAUAAACACACACGGAUCUAAAGGUACCAGUGGAAUGAAUGAUCCUCAUGUGUUCAUCAGUCCUGGUGAAAAUGUCCGUCUGCCCUGUAAUAAUGCUCUUUCUGACUGUACAUCAACUGUAUGGAUCUAUAACAGACAUUCAGCAGCAGUUGAACUGAUUACUGGAGGGAUAAAGAAGAAAGACACAGAGAGACAUGAGAGACUGAGUCUGGGGUCUGACUGCUCUCUGAACAUCAAGAACAUCACAGAAGAAGAUCAUGGAUUAUACAUCUGCAGACAAUAUGUGAAUGGACAAAAACAAGGAACUGAUGCACGUGUUUAUCUGCAUGUUCUUCAUGUUUCAGUGUCUCCAUCAUCAUCAUCAUCAUCAUCAUCAUCAUCAUCCUCACAGACUGAGAUCAGUCCAGGUCGCUCUGUGACUCUCUCCUGUCAGUUGUAUUCAUAUUCUGGAUUAUCUUGUGAUGAUCGGGUUCGUUCUGAGGGACUUCAUCUGUUGUGGGUGAAUCAGGCUGGUGUUGAUCUGACGACAGACUCCAGAUAUCAGAUAUUAUUCUCAUCAGAUCACUGUAUCAUCAAUCUGACUACAACACUCCUGAAUGAAGAUGACAACAGAGAGUGGAGAUGUCAGCUUACCCUCAGAAAUCAACUCCAGACCUCAGUCAGAUACACUGUCAAGUAUUCAGGUACCAGUGGAGUGGAUGAUCCUCAUGUGUUCAUCAGUUCUGGUGAUAAUGUCCGUCUGCCCUGUAAUAAUGCUCUUUCUGACUGUACAUCGACUGUAUGGAUCUAUAACAGACAUUCAGCAGCAGUUGAACUGAUUACUGGAGGGAUAAAGAAGAAAGACACAGAGAGACAUGAGAGACUGAGUCUGGGGUCUGACUGCUCUCUGAACAUCAAGAACAUCACAAAAGAAGAUCAUGGAUUAUACACCUGCCGACAAUAUGUGAACGGACAAAAACAAGGAACUGAUGCACGUGUUUAUCUGCAUGUUCUUCAUGUUUCAGUGUCUCCAUCAUCAUCAUCAUCAUCCUCAUCCUCACAGACUGAGAUCAGUCCAGGUUGCUCUGUGACUCUCUCCUGUCAGUUGUAUUCAUAUGAAUUCUCCUGUGGUGAUUGGGUUCGUUCUGAGGGACUUCAGCUGUUUUGGGUGAAUCAGGCUGGUGUUGAUCUGACGACAGACUCCAGAUAUCAGAUAUUAUUCUCAUCAGAUCACUGUAUCAUCACUCUGACUACAACACUCCUGAAUGAAGAUGACAACAGAGAGUGGAGAUGUCAGCUUACUCUCAGAAAUCAACUCCAGACCUCAGUCAGAUACACUGUUGCGAAGGGAAUUUUUAAUUAAUCAUUAUUCACUAACAUUCCUUUUUCUGCAGGAUUAACAUUUGAAUGCUUUUGAGAACAAAAUGUUUUAGUACUUGGUCAAAGUGUUGUAAUAACGGAUGCAGAUGACAAGAAUAGACGGCUGUCUGGACAUGACCAUGACUUAAACAAGCUGAGAUAAUCAAAAAAUUCAAAUUUGCUUCUGCUUAGUAACAGAAGAGGGAUUUUGCUGAAUUGCAUAUAUGAAGAACCAAUCAUAUUAGAGAAAAAUUAUGUAAUUGAAUUUGAGUUAUGUUACCUUUGCCCAUGCAUCUAUUCUAUAUAAACUGUUAAACUCUUUUUGUGGUGAGGAUUCUCUGUGAUUGUUGUGAGAUCCUCCUGGCUGUGAUUGAAGUAUAUUCAAAGGCA